UGAAAUCAGUUCACAAACUUACAGCCUGCGCUACUAACGCUCUUCGGAUCAAGGAAUCUAAAACAAAUAUUGCUGUCCAAGGCUUAAUGUAUGAAAUCAAACCAAAGCUAUUGGUUUUAAUUUAAACCGCGCUUUAGUUGAUUAGAUUUGCCUGCGGACGCUUGGAUAUGGAGCUGGUUGGGUCUGUGUUCUAGGCGCGGACAAAGCGGAUCAGCCCGAGCCGAGAUGAGCGCGACUAUGAGCGGCUCCGGGUCAUCAGCGCCCUGCCGCUUCGCUCAUUACUUCGUCAUAUGCGGAAUAGACAACGAAACGGGUCUAGAACCCGAUGCUUUAGCAGCUUUGUAUCAAUGGCUAGAAGCCGAUCGGCAGGGCAGGGACCCAGAGGCCGUGGCAGCAGGGGAAAACUUUGAUCAGAGCCCUUUGAAAAGGACCUUCAAAUCUAAAGUGCUGGCACACUACCCAGAGAAUAUAGAGUCUAACCCAUUUGACCAGGAUGCUGUUAACAUGCUCUGCAUGCCCAAAGGUCUCUGUUUCCGAACUCAACGUGACAGUCUCACCCCACAGUUCCACUCUUUUCUCAUUACGAGAGAAGAUGGUUCUCGCACUUAUGGUUUCGUCCACACCUUUUACGAAGAGGUCACCAGCCCUCAGAUCUGCUCCGCUAUGCAGACGCUACACCAGAUGCACCAAGCGGAGCAUAACGCAUCUGCCCACAAAUGUCCUUCAUCAUCCUCUUCCUCCUCAUCUUCCUCAUCUAGUAUGGACUCUUUAGCCAGCAGCCUGGAUGAAGUCGAGUCUCCAUCAUCCUCACAAUGUGCCCACAGAAGCUGUGGCUGCUUGGGCGAAGGUUACGACUCCCUUCGAGACACGCUGUACGUGUCUAAAGCUAUGUGUCUGAUUACGCCCAUGCCUUUCAUGCAUGCUAGUAAACAUUUUCUGUCCCAGCUCAACCAUGCCGUUAUGUCCAGUCAGCCACCUCCACUCCCUUUGGAGAGCUACAUCUAUAAUAUCCUGUAUGAAGUACCCUUGCCCCCGCCAGGACGCUCAUUAAAGUUCCAUGGUGUAUAUGAACCAAUCCUGUGCCAGAGGCCUGGCGUCGGAGAGCUGCCAUUGGCUGAUUUCCCACUGGGUGAGACCUUCCGGUUGUUAGGGGUGGAAAAUCUGGUGCAGCUUUUCAAUUGUGUCCUACUGGAAAUGCAGAUCCUCCUCUACUCACAGGACUACCAGAGGCUUAUGGUGGUUGCAGAGGGCAUCACAACGCUGCUGUUCCCUUUCCAAUGGCAGCAUGUGUACGUGCCCAUCCUGCCCGCUUCUCUGCUGCACUUCUUGGACGCCCCUGUGCCCUACCUCAUGGGCCUGCAGUCCAAAGAGGGCACGGACCGCUCCAAACUGGAGCUACCUCAAGAGGCAAACCUUUGCUUCGUUGACAUCGACAACCACUGCAUUGAGCUGCCUGAAGACUUCCCUCAGUUCCCCAACAAGACUGAGUUCAUCCAAGAGCUGAGUGAGGUGUUGCUCAGUUUUGGCUUAUCUCCAGAGGGAGGCAAGAUCUCUCUUGCACCUCCAGUCACCACACAGACUUCCACACUGGAGGUUAAACUAAAGAGCUCGUGUCUCAGCAAAUUAGUAGAUGACAAGAAGAACGGGAACCUUGGUGGAGAAGCACUGGACGUCUUGGAGCUUCUUCAGGGCAACCCAACUCUAGAGCGACUGCAGGCUCUGGCCAAGAGGACUGGGGUGAAAGUGGCCCGUUUGGAGGUGUUGGAAGCAGGGCAGAAGGCUACAGGGGAGGAGGGUGUUGGAGGAAGAUAUCCUGCAGAGGAAGAGGAGCUGCGGAAUGCUAAACUGAACGUGCAGCUGAGGGAGGUGGUUGCGGCACGCUUCACAACAAUGUUUACAGACUAUGAGUCGUUUGUGAUUCAGAAUUCACCAGAUUUGGAGUCCUGGCUGACCAACAGAGAGCAGAUGCACAACUUUGACAAGGCCUCUUUCCUUUCAGACCAGCCAGAACCAUACUUGCCCUUUCUGUCACAUUUUAUCGAGACUCAAAUGUUUGCCACCUUCAUCGACAACAAGAUCAUGUCUCAGUGGGAGGAAAAAGAGCCCCUCCUACGAGUGUUUGACGGACGCAUUGAAAAGGCCCGCCUCUACAAUGUCCGGGCCCCCAAUCUGCGGUCUUCAGUCUACCAGAAAUGCACUUUCCUCAAGGAGUCUGCUCAGGCCAUUGAGCAACGGCUAAGGAAGAUCGACCACACAGCCAUCCAUCCUCACCUGCUGGAUAUGAAGAUUGGUCAAGGAAAAUACCAGCAGGGAUUCUUCCCCAGACUGCAGGCUGACGUGCUCGCCACAGGGCCUACCAACAACAACAGAUGGUCCAGUCGCACAUGCUCAACUCAGCGUAGAGUAGACCGACACAGACAGCAGAACGAACAUCUGUUGCUGGACAAUGAUUUGAAAGAGAAACACAUGCAGGAAGCCCGUAACCUGGGGAAGAUCCUGAGACAACCCAAACUAUCAGACCUCUCUCCAGCCGUCAUCGCUCAGACCAACUGGAAGUUUGUGGAGGGCUUACUGAAAGAAUGCAAGAUGAAGACCAAGCGUAUGCUGGUGGAGAAGAUGGGGAGAGAGGCUGUUGAACUGGGACACGGAGAGGCGAACAUCACAGGGCUGGAGGAGAACACGCUCAUAGCAAGCCUGUGCGACCUACUGGAGAGAAUAUGGAGCCAUGGCCUACAGGUCAAACAGGGGAAGUCUGCGCUGUGGUCUCAUUUAUUGCACUACCAGGCAAGAGAAGAGAAAAACGAACUGCUGUCCGAGUCGCCAGUGUCUAAUGGGCAGGAAAGACGUAAGCUGGAGUCCAGUGUUGGCCUUCCUGUGUUACGUGUAUCACUAACACAGGAUAUGAGACACAUCCAGAACAUGGGGGAGAUUAAGACAGAUGUAGGUCGAGCACGUGCCUGGAUCCGUCUGUCUCUGGAGAAAAAACUGCUUUCCCAGCAUCUCAAACAACUGUUAUCUAAACAGGUUUUAACCAAGAAGCUGUACAAGCGUUAUGCUUUCUUGCGUUGUGAAGAGGAAAAAGAGCAGUUUCUCUUUCAUCUCCUGAGUCUGAAUGCUGUGGACUACUUCUGUUUCACCAGCGUCUUCACCACCAUAAUGAUUCCAUAUCGAGCUGUCAUCAUCCCCAUCAAGAAGCUUAGUAAUGCCAUGACGACGUCCAAUCCCUGGUUGUGUGUUUCUGGCGAGCUGGGUGACUCCGGCAUCUUGCAGAUCACUAAGAACAUUCUGGAAAUGACGUUUGAUUCUGCCUUUAGGCCUCACACGCACAUCUCCAUCGCCUACAAGUGUCAGAAUCUCGGAAAGCUGACGACAGUGCAACUGGGUCACGAUAAUUCUGGCUUGCUUGCCAAGUGGCUGGUGGAUUGUGUCAUGGUCCGCAAUGAGAUCACCGGACACACAUAUAAGUUCCCUUGUGGCAAGUGGCUUGGGAAGGGUGUCGACGAUGGCAGUCUUGAGCGAGUUCUGAUUGGUGAAUUUGUAGUUCCGUACAACAAUGACGAAGGUGGACGAGGGUGUAAAACUCCGCCUCUUCAGCGCUCACCUUCACAGAUUCGGCGGAUCAGCAUCACAUCACUUACGGGCCAUGGAAAUAAACCAACAACAGUUCAGAUACAGGAAUCAAUCGGCGAAUCAGUGAACAACAUUAUAAAGCAUUUCCACAAACCAGAGAAAGAGAGGGGUAGUCUUACAGUUUUGCUGUGUGGAGAAGGUGGACUGGUGUGGGCCCUGGAGCAGUUCUUCCAUCAUGGAUUUCGCACAGCUCGACUGUUUCAGAAGAAUUUCUUUGUGUGGGACUUCAUUGAGAGGGCAGUAGCCUGUUUGGAGAAUCCAGAUCAAACUGGAGAUUUGCAAGAAACACCAGAGCCUCUUGGUCUGAAUUGUGAAUCUUUUUGUCGUUACGUCAACGGCAUCAACAAUACACCACGCAACAUUGGCAAAGAUGGCAAGUUUCAGCUGCUAGUUAUCCUUGGGGCAAGAGACCGAUUGUUGUCACAGUGGCUCCCUCCACUGGCCGAAUGCCCUGUGAUCACACGGAUGUACGAGGAGAAUGCAUUGCUGCGAGACAAUCUUACAGUCAGCUCUCUCGUUGGUGUCCUGCAAACACUCAAUGACUUCCCCAUCACACUGGAGACCUCACUAACGAAGGGCGUUGACCUUUAACUUCUCAUACUGAGAUCAAAGUCAGAAUCUGCUCUCUGUUUUAUCAUCUCUGGCCCUCUCUUCUGCCACCCUCAGGGCCAAAACGUCUCUAAAAAUGGCUCAGCCUUUGCUGACUGGACAAAGACUAGAGACUUCUCCAUAUGACUGUCACCUACAUCCCCAAAGAAAUGAGACUCUGACCUUCAGAAAGGUGUUUUGUAGCAGUAUUUUGAGUUCUUUUGAACUGAAAGCAGUGUUAGCGGCAUAUUUGAGUUUCAAAUCUGUGGUCAUUUCUGGACACAUUUGUCUGUGAGAGCGUGUGAAAAUGUAGUCGUAUUCUUUAGUGCGUGCUUCAUAUUAUGUGCCAUCUUUGGAAAGCACUGUAGGAAGCAUGUUUUUGGCAAAGUUACUCAAGAUGACAAGCAUUUGUGAAUGGUUUAACCACUACGGAGCCUCAGUACUGACAGAUGAUAUAUGUCCUAUACAUCCAAUAAUGGUUUUAUUAGAGGUUCAACAGGCAACUCUGUUUGAAAAUAUUUGAGUUUAUCUGUCAAUUUAAACUCAAUGUCUUUAUGUUUAAAGUAAUGCUAUCCAUGCUUUGAUUUUCAGUCAAUAUCUAAGGAAUAUUCUGUCAGCAUAACAAUGAAUAGUCCAAACCUGGUUAUCAAUUUGAAACAUUCUUUAUAAAUGGUAAUGUUUAAUGAAAUUUAAGAGAAAAUGGACUGAAAAUGGACUAGAAAAACAGUACUGUAUGUGUUACAAGAUGUGUUGAUGUCUGAUAGUGUGUGUGUGUGUGUGUGCAUGUGGUUUAUCAGAUUAACACUUUGGGAAUAUAUGUUUAUUUUGCCAAUGAGUAUUAAGUUUCAUUCAUAUACUUUUGUGUACAUUUUAUUUAGAGAAACACAGAAAAUCAACAUAAAAGCAAUAACACACCACUUUAAGAACCAGUGUGUGCAGUCACAUGUACAGUUAUAAAAGUUUGAAAUAGAGUAAAUUGCCUUUCUCACUUAAAUAUUAAUGAGCAGUUAUCUGUGGGGUGCUUCAAAUAAAAUAAACCCCUACCAUUUAACACUAAUUGAAGGUCUUUGAAAUUCAGCAUAUUACGUUGUAAAUCCAUGUGUAAUUACUGCAGACUUGCACAUCUCUUACAAGUAUUGUCCUUAACCCUGUUUAUGUUCUUUUAUGCCUCCAUUUUAAACGCUACAACUAUGUUGAGAGAAAUUAAGUAGGAUUUACAGAUGAAGACAGUUGUUACAGGUUGUCUGAGAAUCACUUUUUUUCAUCGCUGCAUAAUAUUAAGUUGUAAUAUUAACAUGACUCAGUAUUUGAUCGAGCUGUUUAUCACUGAUAUUAUAUCACGUAUUCAACCUGUGUAUUUUAUUUCUUUAUUUUAUAAGGCUAUUUAUUUUUUGAACAGUACUUUCAUGACACUGGUUUAUGUUUGGACUGAAUCUUGGGGUUAAUUAUGCAGUAAUGUGUCACUGUAUCAUUUUAUUUUAGUAAAUGAGUUCCAUCUUAUGUGAGUAUCAACCUAAACGUUUUAUGCCCCCAAAUUUUCUGAAAUCAAAGAGAAUCCUCUUGCUGGAAAGGUGAGGAAGCCACGGGAACUGUCCCUUUUGUUUUUGCUGCCAUUGCAUGCUACAUGUUUUAGAUCGUGGAGAAGUAUUGUCGCUGUAAAUGAAUUAGUUCCUCUCAUGGGCUCUUUUAUUUCUAUUCAGGACCCAUUCAAUUCUGGUUGAUCUGUUGUUUUUCCUGUAUGAGAGCAAACAAUACAUUUUUCCUUAUUAUGAAAAGCUCCCUGUGUAUAAUAAGUGGAUGCAUUCAUCGGUUUUGUUGUUUAUAUCUGUAAAGCAACUCAUUAAAAUAGCUCAGUAUGUCCAUACUUGUUCCCUCAGAAUCCUUUUGUCAUUUUGUGAGCAGUUGUUUGUGCAGAUAAGACACUUUCUUACAUUAAGGUGAAUACAAGUAAAG
Molecule: messenger RNA, 6171 nt
Organism: Xyrauchen texanus (razorback sucker)
Lineage: Eukaryota; Metazoa; Chordata; Actinopteri; Cypriniformes; Catostomidae
Product: DENN domain-containing protein 5B-like
Exons: 23
Coding region: 226-4221 (1331 amino acids)
Molecular function (GO): small GTPase binding; guanyl-nucleotide exchange factor activity
Source: RefSeq, a predicted model, not a curated record